AUGGCGGAAGACGAGAAGACGCCCAGUGCCACCAGUGCUGGUGCUGGCACUCCAGAUGCUUCCACGCUGAGCGAGAAGCUGGUGGCGGCGCCCGAGUUGACUUCGGCUGCCGAGUGCUUGAAGGUCAGUUUGUUGCAGAAGGUGUGCGAUGUAUUGAAGAGUCGCGCAGAAUUGGAGCGAAAGUAUGGCGAAAGUUUGCUGAGUCUCGGGGAGGGCAUCGGCCCUGAAGCAGGAAAUUCCUUGCAUGGGGCGGUGGAGGCCAUGAUUGUGAACUUCCGAAAUCGUGGAGAGCAAUCCCUGGUCUUGGCUGAUGAGUUGGAGUCAGACAUCAUUGUCAGCUUUGAGUGUGUGAUAAAGCAGCACAAGGAGGUCUCAAAGCGGAUCUACUCAGAUGUCCAGCUCCUGGUGAAGCAGCUGCAGGACCGAAAAAAGGUCCAUGACAAGUGUGCUAGGAGAUACGGGUCAAGAUGUGUCGAAGCUGAGAAUGCGUCGCAGGACUGCCUGCAGGCGGUUUCCAUGAAGACACAAGAAAGGUUGAAGCUGGCGCAGCAGGCCACAAUGCUGAGCAAGCAAGCCAGAGUUGCUGAGUACGAUUACUACUCUUCCAUUGAUCAGGCGAACAAGGCGCAGUGUCUCUACGAGCAGCAGAUGGCACAUGUGCUGGAAGUUCUCCAGGAGAUGGAGGAAAAGCGCGGGCAAUGCUUGCGUGACUGCCUGCGCAAGCUGGCGGUCUACGAGACCUCAUGGUUGCGGAACAUGCAGUAUGAUCUCGAAGGUGUCGCAAAGGCAGCAGAAGACUGCGACGCGGUCAGGGAGCUGCAAAACUUCAUCGAGACAUCCAACAAAGAGGUGUCCGCGGCUCCAGCCCUGACGCGCCAUGUGGCCGUGCCGUUUCAUCAGUUGGGCAAAGGUCGUGAAGCGCGAAAGAUGACGCCAGAGUUGCAACUUCACUUGCAGGUUCAACAACAGAUCCGGCAGCUAAUGGAUGAGAUGUCGCCCUUCAUCACAUCUUUGCUGGAAGGAUCAGAGACGGAGGAAGAAGUGGAGAAAUUCUGUCAGAAGCUUUCCGAGUCCAAGUUGCGGGCGGCCUUCUGUCAGGUGGCCCGUCUGGCGGUCCUCAAAGACGAUCCACCGGGGACAGAGAUCGACGGUUCCGCGGGCAAGAAUCUGAGCCCGGGUGCCUUUGAGGCGCUGACAUGUUGCUUCAAAGUGGCUCUCGAUGCUGCAGACGAGCACAACGAUGCGUGGUCGGGACGUGACCUGAUGGUCCUGGCGCAGUUGUAUCGCACCGAGCAGGAUGGCAAGGCAGUAUCACUUCUCUCCAAGGUGUACAACCACGCGCUGUGGAACAAGGUCACCUUCUGGGAAGAUGUGCUGCUACUGUCUUUGUGCGAGGCCUAUGCUGCUGAAGCCGUGUGGCGGAGAUCCUUAGCCCCAGGCAGCCAGUUCAGCAAACCUGCCAUGACCAGCUUUUUGCAGCGUUUCGUGGGCUACAUGAUGGCCUUUGGCAUAAGCUUUGAGCAGGGGAGGAACUCAGUUGCAAGCACCUUGCGGAAGCACUCGGCUUUCCUCGGACCACAGACGGUUCAGGUCUACUCCCAGCUGCUGCUGUCUGCAUACGAGGUGGCCACCCCCGAGGGCACCAUGGGCACCGAUUCUUUGAACAUCGCGAUGUUGGAGGGGCUUCCGAGUGGCGGAAUCGCCAUGCAGCCGGCAGCGACAGAUCUGGGAGGGGACGACUUUGAGGCCGUGGCAUUUGGUGUGCAGGCGGAUUUCUCUGAGAACCCAGGCAGUCCAGGUGUUCACACACCUUCAGCCCAGGAAGCCUCUGAUGAGGAGGAUGAGAAAGGUGAAGAAACAGAAGCUUUGCGCGUCUUGGACCGGCCGCAAGGGGUGAAUGUGUUUCAACGCGGCCUUCCGGCCCAAAACAGUGGGUGGGCAACACAUGCCGAACUGCGCUACGCUGAAAAGCUGCUGACUUCGUGUGCAUCGCAGCUCCUGUCAGAGAACUUCGUGUGUCUCGACCUGCUUCUUGGAACCCCAGAAGUGACAUUGGUAGCGGAGUGGUUGACACCGUUCCAGCUGCGCACUCCAACCUUGCUUCUCUUCUACUUGGACAUUUGCAGUGCUUCUCUUCUACCUGUACUCCAGCAGUGCUUCUCUUCUACCUGGACCCUUGCAGUGCUUCACCUCUACCUGGACUUUCCUGAGUAUAACAUGGCGACAGCUGCAAGUGGUGCUGCGACGGCAUCCCUGGACCAACAGAGCACGAGGGAUAGCUACAUCCCCAUCUUCGAUGGAACUCUUGCUGGAUACAAAGAAUGGCGCAAAAGGAUCACCAUCUACGCAAAGAAGAUGGAGCUGACGAACCGCAAGAAUGAGUGCGUCUUGAACUUGCUGGGAUCUUUGCAAGGAACUGCAUGGAAGUUGGUGGAGGACUUUGACCUUGAGAAGGCAAAGGAAGAGACGGCUUUCAAAGACAUCCUGUCUUUGCUGGAUAGUGCAUUCCAGUACGACAGUAAGGUCGAGAGCGGCCAGACCUUGCUGCAGUAUAUCACUGACCAUGAUGAACGCCUUCGCCGUUUGGAAAAGCAUGGUGUGACCUUGCCUGCAGAAGUUCAAGGAUGGCACCUCUUAGCCAAGGCCAACAUCACCAAAGAGCAGAGGCAAAUGGUGAUAACACAGGCAAACAGCCUGGAACGCUCCAAAAUCCAGCAGGCCAUGUACUCCAUCCUGGGGCAGGACUACAAGCAUAGCCACUUGCCUCACAACGCAAGCAGAUGGUCUUCCUCUCGACCUUCUGGUUCUGGCAAAGGGCGUGGUUUUUACGCCGAUGAAGAUGCUGCCUACGAUGAUGAAGAUGGAUGGGGCUUCAUGGCUGAGGAUGACGACAUGGCCUACUAUGAAUACGACGAUGGCUCCUGGGACAACGAUGAGUAUGCCGACUUUGAUGCUGAUACUGCGUACUUCCAGGAGUCUUGCAAUGACCCGGCCGAAGAUAGCUAUGGCUUUGACCCUGCGGAGUAUGAUGAGUGUUUUGCGAGCUACAUGGAUGCCCGCAAACGUUUCAAUGAGCUGAGAAUGUCACGUGGCUUCUUUCCUGUGGUUGCCUACGACCCCAAUGCUGCUGGUUCCUCUAACACUGGCCAAUCACCGAUGCCACCAAAAGGCAAAGGCAAGAAAGGCAAGAGCAAGGGGCGUGGCAAGAACCUCUUCAAGUACAACAAGCCGCCGAUGAAGCUACAUGAUCCAAAGGGUCGUGUACAAGCCGCCAUUGGUCCUCAAUGUCUUCGAUGUGGAUCUUCGACCCACAAAACUGCUCAGUAUACUCAGGGAACAUCAAAGCCAACUCCGAAGACAUCACCUGCUGGUCCUAACAAACGUCAAGCUACGGAGGGUGUUAUAUCAACUUCCAUGAUGGACCCUGAGAAUGGUAUGGUGAUCUUCGAAGAUCAGGAGGGUUCUCAGAAACCCGACUGUGCAAUGAUGGACCCAGGAGCUUCAUCCUUCCUUAUGGGAUUUGGUCCGCUGUCUCGAUACAUCGACCACCUGAAGAAGCUCCAGUUUCCGGUACAUGAGAUUGUCUUCAAGAAGGCCAACAGUACUUUUCACUUUGGUGGCGACCACAAGGCAAUCAGCUCUUGGACUGUGUACCUGCCGAUCUUUGUCAACCACAAGUUUGGCUUGGUACAGGCAUUCCUGCUCCGAGGAGACUAUGAUCCAUCGAUCAUUGCCGAUGGAGCUGCCUUUGACUUGGUCCUUGAAGAUGAAGAUGGCCCCAAUUUCACCCUGGAGUACUUCCAACAUGCAGAGAAUGUUUUCAUGGCUGAUGAAACAGCACCUCUUGAAGGAUCACUUGUCCUGAAGGGCAAGCAACUGAAGUCACUGGACACGUCAGUGUUGACUCGCCUGAAAGCUGCAGAGGCCUACAUCGCCCAGACGCUCCACGACAUGGAAGAACGUAAACCCAGAAAGCUUUGGGAAGUCUACUGUGGGCAUGGACGAAUUUCUGAUGUUGCUGCAUCGUUUGGCAUGGAGACUCAGGUGUUUGGAUUUGAGAUUGGUUGGAAUUUCUCUUUGAAAUCCCAUCAGCGAGCCUUCAUGGACUUACUGGCUGAAGAACUUCCUGACGAAGUGCUGAUGUCUCCAACCUGUGCACCCUGGUCUCCCAUGCAAAAUGCAAACAUGAAGGAUGAACGUAAGUGCCAACAACUUGAACAACUGCGAGAAUGGCACCACCGACAUCGAACUCGCUUGCAUCAAUGUCAAUAUGGCUGUGUAUGUCAAGACAACGAUGGUUUGUGGCGACCUGUGCGCAAAGACACCACCAUUUUGACUUCCAAGACUGCUGUGGCACAGGCCAUGAAUUUGCUAUGUCCUGGAGAUCACCAACACUGCCGUCUUGAAGGGUACAUGAAAGGCUUCAGAACUUUGAAGACUUCCUUUAUGGAGGACUACCAACCUGCGAUGGCUGCCACAUUGGCUGCUGCUUUGGCCACACCUGAGACUCCACAUCCCUGGGACUUUGGAUUUGUAGUCCAGGAGAUCAAGGAGCAUGCUGGCAAGAUGAUCGACUUGCAUGUCGAGGGCAAAACUGAAGCCCUGCGGGUUGUCCAAAAGCUCCACCGCAACCUUGGCCAUCCUUCAACCAAGUCUCUGGUUGAGCUGCUUCAAAGCCGCAAUGCCAGUGAAGCAGUGAUCCAAGUUGCAGGUUCCUAUGUUUGCGCUGCUUGCUCACGAUACCGCAAACCCAAUCAGCCUGCACCUGCAAACCUCCCUGAUGUCGAGCGCUUCAACCAGAAGGUUCAAUCCGACAUCUUUUGGAUCAAAGAUGGCAAGGUGAAGUACCCCAUUUUGUCCAACAUCGACAUGGCCACCAAAUACCAGACAGCAACUUUGCUGCGGCAGGAAAAGACCGAUGACUUCAUCACUGGUUUUGAAAGGUCUUGGAUUGCCCACUUUGGGCCACCUGCCACUUUGGUGACCGAUGAAGGACGUGGAUGGCUGAGUGAUCAGAUGGGCGAGUGGAAUGAUGCCCAUUCAAUCUUUCAUGAAAUUGCCCCUGGAGAAGCUCACACCAGGCUGAACCUUGUUGAAAGGCGCCAUGCUGUGCUGAGGAAAAGCCUUGAGGUGUACAUGAUGGACUUGGACUUGCAUGGGCCCGAUGGACUUCGAACGGCCCUGACGUACAUCCUCCCUCAGCUCAAUGCCCAGCCUACGGUGUCUGGCUUUAGCCCUUCUCAAUGGCUUCUUGGAUUUCAGCCCUCCAUUGGCAACCUCUUGAUUUCAGACCAGAUCACUCCAGCACAUCUUUCAGGCGGUGCUUCUUUUGAACAAGCUCUUCACCGUCGAAAUGUGGCAAAAGCUGCCAUUCUUCAGGCAGACACAGAUCAAAGGUUGAGACGAGCUUUGUUGCGGCGCUAUGCCGGCGAGAACAUACCUUUGACUGUUCGCCAGACUUGCUUUUUCUGGCGUGACGCUCGUGAGAGCGAUCUGGUGAAGAUACGUUGGAAAGGUCCUGCAAAAGUUUUGAUGGUGGAAACUGAUGGUGAUGGCAAACCAUCAUGCUACUGGAUUUGCUACAAGACUCAGCUGAUUCGCUGUGCUCCACAUCAUUGCAGACCAGAUUUCCACACGUUAGCCACCAAUGCCGUUGACAACUUGCAAGAGGCAAAGGCAGUGAUUCAGCAGAUCAAAUCACGUGGUGUGACUCGCUAUCUUGAUCUCUCCAAGGUCAACAAGCAGCACAUCGAUGAUGUUGGUGAGGAUGAGGAAAUGAUCUCCAACAGCUCUGGCGGAGAACAAGUUGCAAAGCGGAGACGACUGGACUUGUUUCCUGCACCUUCAGUUUCCUACGAGCCUUCCCUUGCGGAUGAGUUUGAAGUUCCCAUUCCUCCAGAACCACAUGAUGCUGGACCUGCCAUGUUGCCUGUGACAGUCCCUCAACAUGGUGGACUACAAGAACCUGGUGAUGCAGAUCCUGAUGGAGUUAUCGAUGAACCUUCAGCUGAACAAUUUCCUCCAACUCCUAUGGCACCAUCAUCAACUCCUCGAACCUUCACUCCAACUCUACCUGAUCAACCUUCUCCACCUCUACAACCUUCACAUGAUCUACCUCCACAACAACCUGAAACUUCAGCUGCUGAAACUUUUCAACAACGAAGAGAUCGCAUGGAUCGACAAGAGAUGCUGCCAAUUCUCUUUGGUCCCAAUCGACGUCAACGAAGUCAUGAUGGGCCCUAUGUGAGACCAGACAAUGCCGACGACCUGACAAAUGUGGCUUUUCAGGUCGAAGAUAUCAGCGAUGAUGGAUUUCCUGCUGAUUGGCAUUUCAAGGCCGAAACUGGUUUCUUUGAAUUGCGGCCUGGGACCACCAAUAGAGAUUUCUGGGAGAUCAAAGCUGGCUGCCUGCUGCGACAUCAUGUUCAACCACGAAAGACUUUGUUUGAUCCCCAUGGUUUCGCUGACAUUCCCAUCCCUGUUGAGAACCUGGAUAGCACCCGCAUCAUUGUCCAUCGCACACUUGAUGGCCAGAUCAACUCGUUUUCUGAUGAUUUUCGAGGGUACCAGCACUUUGCCAAGGAUUUGAGGAAAGAGCUUGGAAUGUCCGCGUUGGAUCAACGCAGCAGUACAAAGAAAGUUGCCCAGGACACCAAAGUGCAGCGGAAGAGAACUUUCCGCCGUGACUAUGCCAAGGCCAAAGGCGAGGUUUCUGAGAAGAACCUGAUCCAGGCGGAAAAGGAGCUCUUUUACCAUGCAAAGAUGAAAGAGUUGAAAAGCUUUUUCGAAUGUGGAGUGUGGGAAUUUGCGACCACCUCAGACUCCAUUCCUGAAAGGACUCUGACCAGCCGUAUGCUUUUGAAAUGGUCGAAGAAUGCUGAUGGCACACCUCGUGCUAAGGCGAGGCUGGUCGUGAGAGGUUUCAAUGAUGUUGAUGCUUUGAAUGGUGAGCUGCCCACUGCCAGUCCAACCACCAGCCGACUUAGCAGAUCGCUGCUGUUGUCAAUCUCAAGACUUCCUCAAGAGCGAUCGCUGUGGCUGAAAUUGCCUGCGCAGGCAUUGGAGAUUCUGGGCGCCAGCCCUGACACCAGGAUGUUUUUGAAGAAGCCAGUUUAUGGGCAGAUCGACGCUCCAAAACGAUGGUACUUGGAAGCUCUGAGACGUUUGGAAUCCCUCAACUGGAAGCGACACCAGUUGGACCCAUGUUGCUUCAUGCUUUACGAUGAGAACGUUUUUGAGGGCGACUUCCUAAAACUGGUUGGUAUUCUCAUCCUCCAUGUGGAUGACAUGUUGGCUGCUGGCGAUGAAUCUUCUGCCACCUAUGUUGAAGCUGAACACAAACUGAAAGAAGUUUUCAACUUCAGAACCUGGCAGGACGACAAGCAGGUGCUGGAAUACUGUGGUGUGCAGCUCGAAAGAAAAGAUCAUGCCUGGGCGAUCCACCAAGAAAGCUACUGGCACAAGGUCAAACCAGUGACCAUUCACAAGGGCCGCUCUGCAGAAGAUGAGAUGAAUGAACAUGACAAGACCCAGCUUCGUGCCUUGCUUGGGUCGCUGCAGUGGCCUGCCGUUCAAACUGCUCCACAUGUGCAGUGCAGUGCUAGCCUCAUUAGUGGCAUGCAGAAAACAAACAAGUUGAGAGCCAUAAUUGAGGCCAACCAGCUGCUCAAGUUCGCCAAGCAGAACCUUGAUCUGCGCUUGCGCUAUGUGCCCCUGAAGAUCAACAGCCUGAGUGACCUGCGCCUUUGCAUCAUGUUCGAUGCAGCCCAUGGCGUGCGAGAGGACCAUACCUCUCAAGGGGGAUACCUGGCCUUCCUGACCACUGAUGAGAUUUUUCAAACUGAAACUGAUUACCAUGUGCUCGAAUGGAGGAGUUUCAAGCUCCCACGGGUAGCCCGCAGCAGUCUCAGUGCAGAGGCUCAAGCGUGUGACCAGUCAGCAGACAUUGCCGAGUAUAUCGCUCGCUUUUGGUCUUGCUUGCGACGGCCAACUGAGAAGCUGCGCGACUGCAUGGAUGAGGUUUCCACUUUGAAACCAUGCCUCAUCACAGAUGCAAAGGCCCUGUACGACUCCUACCACAAGGAGAGUUUGGCUGGAUCAUCGUCUGUGGACAAGCGCACUGGCCUUGAGAUCAGAGUUGCCCGUGAACAAGUUUCCUCUCUGGGUGGAAGUUUGCGAUGGGUCAGCAGUGAACGCCAAUAUGCUGACUCACUCACCAAGAUGAGCUCUCGAUCCUUGCUGGCCGAGCGCAUCAGGUUCCACAAGAUGAAAUUGGUUUGGGACUCUCAGUAUGUCAGUUCAAAGAAGAAGACUGCGGAAGAGCGAGAAGCCAGUAGAAAUGAGUUUGCAAUACCGAAGGAGAAGAAAAGUGAUUUACAACCAACUACGCUUUCAACCUCAACAACCCAAUCAACACCUACAACUGAAACACCACUCAACACCAACAUGUUUGAAGAGUGCGACGCUGAAAAGUAUGAGCAGGAGCUUGACGAGCCCUAUGAGCCUGUGGAGGCCUAUGCUGGUGUCCCUGCGAAUGUCAAGAUGAUUGUGUAUGCCCUUACGUGCUACACUGCGCUACCAGCUGCUGCCGCCUUGCAUGAGCCAUUGGACCAUGAACAUGGACGAUGGGGAAUUUGGAUUUUUCUGACCAUUUUGGUCAUGCUGCUCUUUUGUUUGGCCUACGCUUUUGGCUACAGACGUGGCCUGCGAGCCCAACGUGCCCGUCAAGCAAUCACCCUGGAUGAUGCAUAUGCCAGGUUGGAUAGGCUGCAAGAUCGAAAUGAUCGACAUGAUGAAGAACUCAACAGCUGCGCGUGCUUCUUUUGGAUGAGACUCAACGAUAUCGUUUGCAGCUGCUGGAAGUUGGACAUGAGCGUGACUUGCUCUUAG
Molecule: messenger RNA, 8889 nt
Organism: Cladocopium goreaui
Lineage: Eukaryota; Dinophyceae; Suessiales; Symbiodiniaceae
Source: the annotation of a GenBank genome assembly